AUUCCACACAGAACAAAACUAGACCCAGUCAGUGUACUGUAGCAGUAGUGUUGUGCUGCUUGCUCCCCCGUUUUUCUUCGGCUCCCGUUCUCUCGUACUAACAUUCUCGCUUCCAUCUGACUGAUUCAGCUACAGUCUAGACACGUCAGCCGCCAUGACAGCCCGAACACUGCUAGUUGUUCUCCUUUCACUGUCUUUGUUGGCGUCAGCCGCCGCAGCGCCAACAACGGAGCAGAUAAUAUCGGAGCUGAAGGACCUACAGAGCAAGUUAACUAGCACCCCCCUCCGAGCGGCGCGAUACCUCGCCAUGACCUACGUGGUCUCCCAGCUCAUUGCUCAAGGAGAGACCGUUCCCGCCACCAUCGACUGGUCCCCCUUCGCCUACAACACGCUCCUGAUCCCGACCAACGCCGCGCUCAACGCCAGCGGCCUCCUGGUCCAGCCGGACACCCCGGAAGAGGCUCUCAACCUCUUUAAAAGCGUCUCCUACAACAUCGUCAAGGGCAUGCAACCGUUCUCCAAGCUUAAAGCCCUUGCUGUUGGGAAGUCUGUCACGCUUCUGCUGAAGAACGGGAAGCUGUUCCGGAAGAAGGUGACGGCUGGGUGGGGCUUUAGUCAAGGCACUACCGUGGCGCUCACGCUCAAGGGAAAGCCGACUAACGCGUGGUCGAAGAUCAUGGACAAGGAUCUGCACAACGGCAAGAGCUUCGUUGCUCACGGGGUUAACCGCCUGCAGAGUACCAGUGCUUGAGGCGUGGCUUGGGGGGAUGCUUGGAUGAGCAGUUGAACAAGCCAAUGGAGGCUUCCCUUGUUGUGGCCCGUGUUCGGAAAUAGGUAAACUGUUUGUUAGGUCUGCAUCGGGAUGAAUGAACCGCUUGUUCAUCAUCUUCCAGAAAUGGGAUCCCUAUACCUGGGGGUAAUGGGAUGACGUAAUAAUAUGGCGUAGUAUAUAUGAGCAGAUGUGCCUUCACUUGUACUGAGACGUGAGUGCAAGAAGACUCACGCAACUUGCUCAGCGUUACAUUGGGCUACAUCAAACAUCUUCAUUAC
Molecule: messenger RNA, 1050 nt
Organism: Closterium sp. NIES-67
Lineage: Eukaryota; Viridiplantae; Streptophyta; Zygnematophyceae; Desmidiales; Closteriaceae
Source: the annotation of a GenBank genome assembly